Hippopotamus amphibius kiboko is the source of this 2037-nucleotide messenger RNA. It is a transcript of the gene HMGCS2, whose product is annotated as 3-hydroxy-3-methylglutaryl-CoA synthase 2. Gene Ontology annotation, molecular function: hydroxymethylglutaryl-CoA synthase activity. Gene Ontology annotation, biological process: acetyl-CoA metabolic process. Bases 51 to 1577 code for a protein of 508 amino acids. NCBI's taxonomy places the organism in Eukaryota, Metazoa, Chordata, Mammalia, Artiodactyla, Hippopotamidae. Gene Ontology annotation, cellular component: mitochondrion. The record is from RefSeq and is a predicted model, not a curated record. The transcript is spliced from 10 exons.
AUCUCCCCCAAGGCCUGUGACCUGCUGGCUUCCUGCGUGCUCCUCUGAAAAUGCAGCGGCUGUUGACUCCAGUGAGGCGGGUGUUGCAAGUGAAGAGAGUGAUGCAGGAAGGGUCCCUCCUGCCUGCUCGCCUUCUCCCAGCAGUCCACCCCAGGUUUUCUACAUUCCCUGCUGUCCCCUUGGCCAAAACAGAUACUUGGCCAAAGGAUGUGGGCAUCCUUGCCCUGGAGGUCUAUUUCCCAGCCCAAUAUGUGGACCAAACAGACCUGGAGAAGUUUAACAAUGUGGGGGCAGGGAAGUACACGGUGGGUUUGGGCCAAAGCCAGAUGGGCUUCUGCUCAGUCCAGGAGGACAUCAACUCCCUGUGCCUGACGGUGGUGCAGCGGCUGAUGGAGCGCACACAGCUCCCGUGGGACUCUGUGGGCCGGCUGGAAGUGGGCACUGAGACCAUCAUUGACAAGUCCAAGGCUGUCAAAACAGUGCUCAUGGAGCUCUUCCAGGAUUCAGGCAACACUGACAUUGAGGGCAUAGAUACCACCAAUGCCUGCUAUGGUGGCACUGCCUCCCUCUUCAAUGCUGCCAACUGGAUGGAGUCCAGCUCUUGGGACGGUCGCUAUGCACUGGUGGUCUGUGGAGACAUUGCAGUCUACCCCAAUGGUAACCUUCGCGCCACAGGCGGGGCUGGAGCUGUGGCAAUGCUGGUUGGGCCCGAGGCCCCUCUGGCCCUCGAGAGAGGGCUUAGAGGAACCCACAUGGAGAAUGUAUAUGACUUCUACAAACCAAAUGUGCCCUCAGAGUACCCGCUGCUGGAUGGAAGUCUCUCCAUCCAGUGCUACUUACGGGCCCUGGACCGAUGCUACACAUUAUACCGUCAAAAGAUCCAGAACAAGUGGAAGCAAGCUGGCAACGAUCAACCUUUCACUCUCGACGAUUUACAGUUUAUGAUCUUUCAUACACCCUUCUGCAAGUUGGUCCAGAAAUCUGUGGCUCGCCUGAUGUUCAAUGACUUCCUGUUAGCCAGCGGCGACACACAGACUGGCCUCUAUAAGGGGCUGGAGGCCUUCAGGGGGCUAAAGCUGGAAGACACCUACACCAAUAAGGACGUAGACAAAGCACUUCAAAAGGCCACUCUGAACACAUUCAACAAGAAAACCAAGCCUUCCCUCUACCUCUCCAUGUGCAAUGGGAAUAUGUACACGUCAUCCCUGUAUGGAUGCCUGGCCUCACUUCUGUUCCAUCACUCUGCCCAGGAGUUGGCUGGCUCCAGGAUUGGUGCCUUCUCCUAUGGCUCUGGCUUGGCAGCAAGUUUCUUUUCAUUUCUGGUGUCCCAGGAUGCUUCUCCAGGCUCUCCCCUGGAGAAGCUGGUAUCUAGUACAUCAGAUCUGCCAAAACGUCUCGCCUCCCGAAAGCGUGUGUCUCCUGAGGAGUUCACAGAAAUAAUGAACCAAAGAGAACAAUUCUACCACAAGGUGAAUUUCUCACCACCUGGUGACAAAAACAGCCUUUUCCCAGGCACUUGGUACCUGGAGCGAGUGGAUGAGCUAUAUCGCCGAAAGUAUGCCCGGCGUCCAGUCUAAAGGUGAUACGUGGAGAGGUUUCUGGGAAAAGUAUGCUGUAGAACGUCUGCCCUCUCUCGAUCGUGCAAACCCCCCACUCUUAGCUGGUAAAUAGAUUGGAUUGGACGCCGCAGCCCCCAUAAGCACUGGCCCUGUGGAGUGAGGGGCCAUCCUUAGCGGGUCCUUCAUGCCAUUCCCUGCUGCAAUCAUUGUCAUGGGCUUGUGGUGCUGCAAGAGCCCUUUGUGAGAGAGGGAGAUGGAGGGAUGGAGGGAAGGCCCAGCCUUGAAUCACAGACCAGAAAUGUGGCAGAUCUCUUGUCUUCUUCAAGAUCCAGAUAACUUGCCUCUCAUUCGUUAUAGCUUUGCUGUCGUUAUUAUUAAACUUCUGUGCUGUUAUGUGUCUGUUUCUUAGGGUUUUCCGUGAAUGUCUAAAUUUCAUGUGUGGUACUAAGCUAAUAUAACACAAUUAAAAAGUAGAGAA